Molecule: messenger RNA, 591 nt
Organism: Torulaspora delbrueckii
Lineage: Eukaryota; Fungi; Ascomycota; Saccharomycetes; Saccharomycetales; Saccharomycetaceae
Gene: PRE1
Product: proteasome core particle subunit beta 4
Exons: 1
Coding region: 1-591 (196 amino acids)
Biological process (GO): proteasomal protein catabolic process
Cellular component (GO): proteasome core complex; cytosol; proteasome core complex, beta-subunit complex
Molecular function (GO): peptidase activity
Source: RefSeq, a predicted model, not a curated record
AUGGACAUUAUCUUGGGUAUAAGGGUACAAGAUUCGGUGAUACUGGCUACUUCGAAAGCUGUGACCCGAGGAAUAUCGAUCCUGAAGGAUAGCGAUGACAAAACUAGGUUAUUGUCUCCACAUAACCUGAUGAGUUUCAGUGGUGAAGCAGGUGAUACCGUACAAUUUGCAGAGUAUAUUCAGGCCAACAUGCAGCUAUAUUCCGUGAGAGAGAACGUCGAAUUAUCACCACAUGCGACUGCUAGUUUUGUCAGACAGGAAUUAGCUAAGUCUCUCAGAUCGAGGAAACCAUAUCAAGUGAAUGUAUUGAUUGGCGGUUAUGAUUCGAAAGCUGGAAAGCCAGAGUUGUAUCAGAUCGAUUACCUGGGCACAAAUGUUGAACUGCCCUAUGCUGCACAUGGAUACGCAGGUUUCUACACUUUUUCACUACUGGAUCGUCAUUAUCGUCCCGAUAUGACGGAGCAAGAAGGUUUAGAGCUUUUGAAGAAGUGUGUGGAGGAAUUGAACAGAAGAAUGCCAAUUGAUUUCAAGGGCGUAAUAGUGAAAGUGGUCGACAAGGACGGAGUACGGAGACUCGACGACAUGGAAUAG